AUAGGAUUUUUAUGAAAUGAAUUAUCUGAAUAAAUGAGAAAAGUUAGUAGAGGUAAAGUUAAUGUCGUUAAUGAUUCGAAGAACUCAAGUAGUAGAAACAGGAUCCCCAAGGGUCAGCAGACUACAUUUAAAGAACUUAUGCAGAAAAACCUUUUGGUUUUCUAUUAUUUAUUUGUUUUAAUGUACUUGUUGGGUAUUAUCUCUUAGGUAAAUAUCAAUUUAUAUUUUUCUACAUCGAUAGUUUUACCGCCAAAUCAAGAAGAAGGUUAACUUUAAAUUGUCAAACAAAUUGUUCAAAUGAAUUCUCAAUUGAAUCCAUUUCAUAUUUAUUUUGGACAUUAUCCGUUAAAAGGUGAAUUUGUAUAGAAUGGAAAAUCUUUAUAAUCUUUUUCCUUGCCGAAAGGUGCAAAUAAAUAAAAUACAUCAGUUAUUGGGUGAGGAAUUCGAGCCAUUAACAGAUGUAAUAUUCAUAUCUGGUCAUCCUGCUGUGGGAAAGACUACUGUUAUUCAAGAAUAUCUCAAACAUUACAGAAUUAAUUAUGCUUUUAUUAACUGUGUGGAAUGCUAUUCGUAUAGACUGCUUCAUGAACAAAUACUUGUGCAGUUAACAGGAAAUAAAUUGAAAUGCGAUACUUUCAUGGAAUUAAUCCAUCAUUUAAAGUUAUUAGUUUCAAAAAAUAAUGAAAAGUUCAUAAUAGUAUUGGAUGGUGCUGAAUAUCUUGAAGAACUGAAUGCAAAUUAUUUUUCUGCUUUUUGUCGCCUUCAAGAAUUUGUAAACUGUACCAAUAUCUGUGUAAUUUUUUUAAGUAGCCUAUUACCAGAAAAAUUUAAUUUGCAUACUUCAGUUAUUACAAUUCAUUUCCCACAGUAUUCUAAAGAUGAGUUGUUGGAAAUCUUAAAACUCACAAAACCAGAAGACUGUAGUCAUACUUUUUAUGAAAAUUAUCUCAAUUCAGCUUUAAUGAUAUUUUUGAGAAUGACAAGGGAUUUAAAUGAAAUGAAAUUUCUGGUGUCUAAUAAUUUUGAAAAAUACUGCGAACCUGUCAAAAAAGGGUUGGUGAAUCAAGACGAUGUUACUUUACUAUGGCGAAAUAUUUUACCUCAUUUUAAAGAAUCAUUAAAAAGUAUUUAUUCAGGAUUGAGUACUCAAUCUAUUGAAAGGUAUUUGUAUGACCCGAAUAUAAAUGAAGUUAUUUGUACUAAAGUUUCCUCAGUUCUCGAUCUUCCAUAUUAUGCAAAAUAUUUCCUAAUAUCCGCAUAUCUGGCAUCAUAUAAUGCUCCUAAACAUGAUAGGCGGUUGUUUAUGAAAAAUCAUGGGAAACAGAGGAAAAGAUUGACUAAACAGCAAGUCAAGGAAAAAAUGACCCUUGAACUAUUAGGACCAAAAGCAUUUCCACUGGACCGUCUUCUAGCUAUAUUUUAUGCAAUAAUGGAGGAGAAAGCUAGUUUAACUGUUAAUCUUAUGACCCAGAUAUCUACAUUAGUGGAACUUAAGUUGCUUACAAGAAUAGGAGAAUCUAAUCUGGAAAGGCCUAAGUUUAAAUGUCUUGUAGGUUUGCAGUGUGUUGAUACUGUGGCCAGGACACUUGGUUUAAACAUUCAGAAGUAUUUAUUGGAUUGAGUCUACUGUGCAGUCAACGGAUUGGGAUUGUUUUUCAGUAUAUCUGAUAAUGAACUACUCAACCCAACUCCCGCCUCAAGACUCUUGCAUCACAUCGUUCCCUUUGGUAUUAUUUAUGCCACUAGUCCAAGUUUCAAGUUGAUCUCACUAUGAUUGCCAACAACUGUGGUCCUAAGUUAUCUUCAGCAAACCCGACUGGUAGUGGGUAGUGAUAAUGCCGAUACAAAGUGAUCAAGCUCACUUACAAGAAAUCAUUUCUGACUGCUGUAGAUUGGUGCUUUAAUAAACUGGUAUAAAUGAAUUAAUUUAAUUGUAUGCUCAAGUUAU
Nezara viridula (southern green stink bug) is the source of this 1948-nucleotide messenger RNA. The record is from the annotation of a GenBank genome assembly. Lineage: Eukaryota; Metazoa; Arthropoda; Insecta; Hemiptera; Pentatomidae.